Sturnus vulgaris (Common starling) is the source of this 1456-nucleotide messenger RNA. Lineage: Eukaryota; Metazoa; Chordata; Aves; Passeriformes; Sturnidae. The record is from RefSeq and is a predicted model, not a curated record.
AUGGCGGCGCUGCGGGCGCUGUGGCGGCUCCGCGGCCCCUCGGGGCUGAGGGCGGCGGGGACGCGGCUGGGCCCGGCCCCGGCUCGGUCGCGCCAAUGGCAGCCCGACAUGGAGUGGGCUCAGCAGUUCGCCGGGGCCAUCAUGUACCCGAGCAAGGCCACCGAAAAAUGGGUGCCGCCGCCCUGGAACGACAAGGACCCGGUGGCCCACAAGAAGGUGGCCAGCCUGACCAUCAACUUCGGGCCUCAGCACCCGGCUGCUCACGGCGUCCUGCGCCUGGUGAUGGAGCUCAGCGGGGAGACGGUGAAACGCUGCGACCCCCACGUGGGGCUGCUGCACCGGGGCACCGAGAAACUCAUCGAGUACAAAACGUACCUGCAGGCCCUGCCCUAUUUUGACCGUCUGGAUUACGUGUCCAUGAUGUGCAAUGAGCAGUGCUAUUCCCUGGCUGUGGAGAAGCUCCUCAACAUCCGCCCCCCACCCCGGGCUCAGUGGAUCCGAGUGCUGUUUGCCGAGAUCACUCGCCUGCUCAACCACAUCAUGGCCGUGACCACGCACGCGCUGGACAUCGGGGCCAUGACUCCUUUCUUCUGGAUGUUCGAGGAGAGGGAGAAGAUGUUCGAGUUCUACGAGCGCGUGUCUGGGGCGCGGAUGCACGCGGCCUACGUGCGGCCCGGGGGGGUGCACCAGGACCUGCCCCUGGGGCUCAUGGAUGACAUCUACGAGUUUGUGAAGAACUUUUCCAUCCGGAUCGACGAGGUGGAGGAGAUGCUGACCAACAACCGCAUCUGGAAGAACCGCACCGUGGACAUCGGCGUCAUCACGGCCGAGGAGGCGCUCAACUACGGCUUCAGCGGGGUGAUGCUGCGGGGCUCAGGUAUCCAGUGGGACCUGCGCAAGGCUCAGCCCUACGACGUCUACGACCAGGUGGAGUUCGACGUCCCCAUCGGCUCCCGUGGCGACUGCUACGACAGGUACCUGUGCCGGGUGGAGGAGAUGCGCCAAUCGCUGAGGAUCAUCCUGCAGUGCCUCAAUAAAAUGCCACCUGGCGAGAUCAAGGUGGACGACGCCAAGGUGUCACCCCCAAAACGCGCCGAGAUGAAGGUGACCUGUCCCCAAAUGUCACCAGGUGUCCCACGGGGAGGGUGGCACUCAGGGCAGGUGACACUCAGGGCAGGUGAUACCCAGCACAGAUUGUCCCUGCAGGCCGGCUUGGACAGGAUGUCCCAGGGGCACAUGCUGGCUGACGUGGUGGCCAUCAUCGGUACCCAGGACAUCGUUUUUGGGGAGGUGGAUCGAUGAGGGGGGGGCCCAUCCCCCCCCCGUGUGCUGCUCUGCUUUGGGGGUCCCCGCGCCCCCCACUCCCAGUUUGGGGGUCCCCCCCGUGCCCCACUCCCAGUUUGGGGGUCCCCCCGUGCCCCAUUUCAGGUCAAAUAAAGCCAAAAUCGGGUCCUGA